Molecule: messenger RNA, 1205 nt
Organism: Dendronephthya gigantea
Lineage: Eukaryota; Metazoa; Cnidaria; Anthozoa; Malacalcyonacea; Nephtheidae
Product: collectin-10-like
Exons: 5
Coding region: 53-829 (258 amino acids)
Source: RefSeq, a predicted model, not a curated record
CGUGCCGAUUGGAAGGAAAGUAAACGUUUAACGAAAUACCAAAGCCAGGAAGAUGAAAUUAAAAGGCAGCAUCCUGCUUUGCUUUUUGCUGAUUUUACAAAGCACAAAGAUUCGACCUUUAAAAACAGAUGAAAACAGUUUGUGUACUAAGCCCGCGUCUUUUACGAAAGUCCUUGGCUACGUUCUUCUCGGAUUUGUGGUUGGUGAAAUGAGUGUGACCUCGUUCUUAGAAUGCUCAAUGAGAUGCGCCAUCGCUGUCAACUGUCUGUCUUCGAAUAUGUUGACCAACGCAGACGGAAGCUUCACAUGCCAAUUGAAUAAGGGGAUCAAGGAUAAUGAUCAAGGACAGUUCGUACCCCACCCAAAUGGAGAAUACCUCGAAUUUGUGGGAAAACAGAAACCUUGCAAAGAUGGCGAGACUGCAUGUGCUACCACCAGCAGUGCUAUCACAUCAUGGCAUGCUUUCAACCAAAGUUACUUUGCGUUGGUUGCUACCGAAGUCAAUUUCAAUGAUGCAUUGAAAUCCUGCCGUGCGAGAAAAGGUGACCUGGCUUCAAUAUCGAGCGAUGAAGAGCGCACGUUCCUUUUCAAAACAUUUGUAAACGGUGGAAAGUACACAUUUCUUGGUUUAAAUGACAUCGACCAAGAAGGUAGCUACGUCUGGACUGAUGGCUCACCUGUUACAUACGCCAGAUUUGCACAAGGUCAGCCAAACGGCGGCGCGGAAGAUUGUGUGGUAAUGUUACAUGACGGUUAUCUACAUGACAUACUUUGUAGCACGUUAAACUAUUUCUUCUGCGAAACAAACUACAACGUCCUCUAUCCAUAGACGCAACUUUAAAGAUGCAACUCUAGAACUCUCGAAGCGAACAAAACGUCACGCAAACGUGUAGUUCACCAGUCAAUCAUUAUAUAAACAAUGUUAGUUACACACAUGUAUACAUAGAAGAUCCUAGCUUUUAAAAUCUUACUGAUGAUUGCAGAUUUCAGAUUUCUCAUGACCCAACAUCGUACCCAGGGUCUUUUUACCCUGGGUACGAGGUUGCUCAUGACCAUUCUGACUAAGAGCGUUUUCAUUAGUUUUACCCUAAACAUUGCUAAUGUCUUUAAUGACUCUCUGCUCGACAGAAGGCACCCAUGUAAAAUUUUGCCACACUUAACUUUGUAUUAUAUAGCAACGGUUUUUACGUAUGAAAAUCGUGAAU